AACAACCUAACAACAGGACAGCGACUUUCACCGACGUUACAAAACAAUGAAUGCAUUAACAGAACUGAAGCAGCUUUAGUGCUCUGCGAUAUUUAAGAUAUUAUGAUUUUAAGUAAUAUUAUUAACAGAAACGUUACAUCACAAAAGUUUCACCGGCCCAGGAAACGGCGUGGGAUAUCUAGUUAGCGUUUCAAGAGGCUGGCUAGCCAACUGGCUAGGGCUAAUUAGCCAACCAGUUCUCCAAAAAAGCUACAAUAGUGCUAUAAGUUGAAUUAAAUGGCUGUAUAUAAAACUUUACCAGCAUGCUGAGUUUUCUUAUAGCCCGACAAACGGGUGUCGACGAGCCAGUUCGCCUGAGACGAGCAGAGUCAACAAGAAGGGUGCUGAGUUUGGAGUUGAAUCAUGACAGAGAUGUGGAAUGUAUUCAUGGGAAUGGAAUCAACACUAUUGACAUCGAGGUCAUUGAAGGCAGAUAUAUGUUGUCAGGAGGCUCAGAUGGAGUAAUUGUGAUCUACGACCUGGAAAACAACAGCAAGAAGCCACAUUACACAUGCAAAGCAGUUUGUACUGUGGGCAGGUCAAGUCGUUAUGUGCACAAGUUCAGUGUGGAGACAGUCCAGUGGUACCCUCAUGACACUGGCAUGUUUGUGUCCAGCUCAUUUGACAAAACCAUGAAAGUUUGGGACACAGAAACUUUGAAGCCAGCUGAAGUGUUCCAGUUUGAAGGGAAUGUCUACUGCCACCAUAUGUCACCUAUUGCCAGGAAACAUGGUCUAAUAGCAGUUGGUACCAAAGACCCUAAAGUCCAGCUGUGUGAUCUGAAGUCUGGCUCCCGUAUUCACAUCCUUCAGGGUCACAGAGGGGAAGUUCUUUCUGUCAAGUGGUCCCCACGCUAUGAGCACAUCCUGGCCACUGCUAGUACUGAUAGCAGGGUGCGUGUAUGGGAUGUGCGACGGGCCUCUGGAAGCCUCUUUACUUUAGACCAGCACAACGGCGACAAGUCUAAGGCCUCUUCUGAAUCAGUGAACACAGCCCAUGAUGGACGUGUCAAUGGCCUGUGCUUCACCGAUGACGGCCUUUAUCUCCUCACCGCAGGCACGGACGACCGCAUGAGGCUGUGGAACAGCGCCACUGGCGAGAAUACACUGGUAAACUAUGGGAAGGUGGUUAACGAGAGCCGGAAAGGUGUGAAGUUCACUGUGUCAAGAGGCUGCAGCCCAGAGUUUGUCUUUGUGCCAUGUGGCAGCUCUGUGGCCAUGUAUGGCCUUCACACCGGUGAACUGGUCACCAUGCUGAGGGGACAUUACAAUAAUGUGGACUGCUGUGAGUUCCACCCAGACUAUCAGGAGCUCUACAGUGGUGGGAAGGACUGUAACAUCUUGGCAUGGGUGCCUGUGCUACGUCAUCCCGACACUGAGGAUGAGGGGGCUGGCUCUGUAAAGGGUGGGGCCCAAACUUCGGUUAAUCCUGCUUUCGAAGAUGCCUGGAGCAGCGAUGAAGAUUAAAUGAGCUAAUCACAGUUUGAAUAUUGCAAUACUGAACAGUCACACUACAGUGCAAUAUGCUGGAGCUUUCUUUCAGAGGGGAACCAGCCUCAAAGACUCUGUUAUACCACAACUGAAUGUACUGUAUUAUUGUAUCAUGCCAAACAUCUCUGUGUCCACUUUUGUUUACAAGCCUGUGUUUUUUUUUUUUUUGUUUUUUUUUGCCAAUGUAACAUGUUUUGUUAUACAUAUUCCUUUUUGCAUACCUCUACAUCAAUGACCCUGUCUAGUGAAACAGGAUUUAAUAGAUGCUACUUAAUAUACUUAGUGUGGGUCAGGCGUGUUAGAUUAGGGUUGGAACUAAACAGGGCAGUCUACAGUGGCCCCAAAAAUUAAUCAAAACUUGUGUUAACUGAUGACAUCAUGAACUCAGAAGAGUACAAAUCCAAUGUUGGAUGCAAACCAGCAGACGUCUGCAAACAACAUCACAAACAUAAAACACAAAAAUAUAACAUUCUGUAACUGCCUUUUGAGAGAGAAUUACAGUCUUGAAAUGGCAGAUUUAAAAUGGAUAACAGUUGGUGUGACAUUUUGUUGCACAAUAUGAGUUAUACAGUUUUAUGUAUGGCACAAAUGUCCAAAUAGUUUUAGUACCACUGUAUCUGUGUGAGUAGAUUUGGGAAUUUCUACUCUACCUGAAAAUGAUUGUGACUGCCAUAUGUGUGCUGUCAGAAACUGGGUCUCAUUUUUCUCCUUCAUUUGCAUGAUGUGGCCAGGUGUGAUGACCACACCUCUAGUAUGACUUAUGGUCCAAAUAGGUCAAAGGCAAAAGUCAUAAGUUUUUCAAGGCAUAACGCAAGUGAGAGAUUUGGAUGGUGUGCAUAGAUGCUGAUAAUGAUUUUUUUCACUGCCAAUAAAUGGAUUUUUUAUUGUGAUGAA
This is a messenger RNA of Pygocentrus nattereri (red-bellied piranha), 2423 nucleotides long. RefSeq names its product excision repair cross-complementation group 8 (gene ercc8). Gene Ontology annotation, cellular component: Cul4A-RING E3 ubiquitin ligase complex; nucleotide-excision repair complex. The record is from RefSeq and is a predicted model, not a curated record. The coding region runs from base 303 to 1505 and encodes 400 amino acids. Gene Ontology annotation, molecular function: protein binding. Gene Ontology annotation, biological process: proteasome-mediated ubiquitin-dependent protein catabolic process; protein polyubiquitination; transcription-coupled nucleotide-excision repair. NCBI's taxonomy places the organism in Eukaryota, Metazoa, Chordata, Actinopteri, Characiformes, Serrasalmidae. The transcript has 12 exons.